CGAGCGCGACUAGGGGAGUCAGGGUAGAGGUUAUCGCAACAGCUGCCGUAAAAAGUUGACAAGUUAGUUUACUUGUACUAGUUUGUUCUCAAGCCUUUCGCUGGUCAUUGACUGCUAAAGACCACUCAUUUACCUGCAGGUUCAAAGUAAAAUCAUCGUACACAUGGAACUAAUAAUUAAACCAGGAACGAAGCAGGACUGGAGACAACCAGAGAAAGCAGUGUUGAUUGGAGAGCUUAUGCCAGUCCACCCUCAGCCCCUGGAGCGCAGGUCAGGCUGUGAGACUUGGAGUGCUGAGUUCUCCCCCGAUGGUUCCUAUUUUGCUUGGUCGCUGGGACACGGAAUCGUGAAGCUAGUCCCGUGGCCGCUGGAGGAGAGCAGCGGGAGCCCUACUAGAAGUGCAACACGGUGCAAGAAUUACUUCUGUAAUGCAGGAUGGCAAGAAAAUGACAACCCCAAGGAAAAGACCCUCGAGUGUGGACAGACUGUGUGGAGUUUGGCUUUUGGUCCACGCUCAUCGAAGGACAGAACUUGCCACAGACGUGAUUGUCAACUGGCAUCGCUUUCUCAUCUGUUCUCAAGCCUGGUUCUGGCCACAGGUCUUAAUGAUGGCCAUAUCAAAGUGUGGGAGGUACUAACAGGUCAUCUCCUGUUCAAUCUAACUGGACAUCAGGACGUGGUGAGGGAUCUGACCUUCGCCCCAAACGGAGGCUGGACACUUGUCUCUGGUUCUCGAGACCAGACGAUACGAAUUUGGGAUUUAACAAAAGAUGGUAAAACAGUCCAUGUGCUGACUGGCCACAAGCAGUGGGUGUACUGCUGUCGGGUUUCCCCUGACUGCAGCAUGAUUGCCUCUGUUUCCGGAGAGAACUACGUGUUCCUGUGGAGCAUGCGAUCGUACACCUUCAUUAGAAAACUGGAGGGUCACAAGAACUGCGUCAUAUCCUGCGACUUCUCGCCUGACGGAGCUCUGCUGGUGACGGCGUCCCUCGACACACAGGUGUACCUGUGGGACCCCUACACUGGGGAAUCGGUCAUGCAGUUAAGCCAUUGUUUUCCUGACCUGUACAGUUAUGCCGUCUGCGCUGUUUGUCUGAGGUCUGUGCGCUUCUCUCCUGAAGGCUUAUACUUUGCAACAGUUGCAGAUGACAGGGACUUGAGGAUUUGGGCGUUAGGAAUGGACAGGCCAGUAAUAGAAAGCCCAGUGCCGCAAAAUCCUGUGACCAACGGCCUGUGCUGCGCUUUCUCACCACAAGGGGGAGUCCUUGCAACAGGGACGAGAGAUGGGCAGGUGCAGUUCUGGAGGAGCCUGAGGGUCGUGCCGAGUUUACGGCACCUGAGCCGCGUAUCCCUCCGCCAGUCUGUGUCCUCCCAUCAGGUGAUGGCGCUGCCCAUCCCCAAGAAGAUGAAGGACUUUCUCACGUACAGGACUCUCUUAACAUGCCACGAGAACAACUCUCUUCAUCACUUGCAAGAAGUCAUAGCCCUCAAUUAAUAACCAUGGUUUCUGACAAAAAAGCACUUUCUUUUUCCUUAGAAUGUUAUUGGUAACAGUGAAAUCUAGAUUUUUUUUUUUUAAUCUUUAAUUUUCAAAGCAUAUAUUGUAAAUAUUUUGAGAUUAAGUAUAAUAUUUCUUUAACAAUAUUAUUAUUCAAUUUGUUUGUUUUCACUGCUGCAACACAAAUAGAAAAUCCCAUAAGGGCAGGAACAGCUUUAAAUCUAUGUAUUUAUUUAUAUACUGAACUUCUUUACCAUUGCACUCAUGUCUUUGUCAAGCAGGCACUUCUGACGCAAACUAGCUUUUCUUUUAGUACGGUUUGCAGUGCAACUCUAGCAUGUCUGAAGAAAAAGUCUAAAAUUUUCAUUUUGCAGUUUUGUUGUAGCUAGAAAAUGAGACAUGAAGAACGCACUGUAUAUUCAAGUUAAAACAUGAAGCAAAAAUUAAAACAUUACUUUAAAAAAAAUGUUAAAAUAACUCUGAGAAUUGAGGUGGAAAAUAGCAAGUGAUUGAGUGCAUGCUCAGGGUUUCAAUAAAUCAGCCUUAUACUUGGAGCGAUGCGAGCCAGACCCUGUAUUGAAUCCCCCAGCAGACACUGCAGAUUGGUACUUGUGCUGUCAUCUUCUCUGCAGCAGCAGCCCACAGCGAUGGCAACAGCAUAGGCUUCAAUUGUUCAUAGCGGGGGCUCCUUAUUCUCGAAGCAGCUUCCAAGAAUGUGGCACAUUGCAUUGUGUGAUUGAGGGGACUGUUGUUGAGGCACAGCAACUGUAUUCAUGCUGGCAAGAUUAGACAGAGAACACGCAGGCUGCUGGGAAUGCCUGCACCUUUGCUGGUUGUAAAAAUUUGUAAUUUAGCCUUUCGAAAGUGAACAGUGCCAUGGAGGGCAGCCUGAUCUUUCUACACUACUCGGUGAAACUGGUCUGUUGUUGUUGUAACCACUAGCGGGACUACUUCAGAACUUCUCUUAAGUUUCGCAUUUUUCUGUUUAAAUAUUUCGACAUUUAAUACAGUUCACUUUUUGAUAGAUACCUGCCACUCAGUAAUCUCUGGCAUUUCUACACGGGCGGAUGGACACACACUGACAGCUGGCCCUGUUUAAUCUUACAUUGUUGUCUACUUACUUUGAACAGCGACUGCCCAAGGAGUUUUGACAAGCUUAAGACAGCCUGCAAAUAGAGCUGACACAUUUCUCUUAGCAGGUUGAAAGAACAGAACUCAGUGUGAGCAUUUCCUGCAAUAAAGGUUGAAUGUUAUUUUUCACUCCACCCUUUAUAUUUAAAGUUGUUUAAAAUUGUAUUUAUAUAUAUAUAUAUAUGUUUUAUGUCAACAGAAUAAAGCAAGCUAGAUGUUCAUCCUUGUUAACAAAACCACGCCUGAAAAAUAAACUGGGAAUAGAAAGUGUAUAAAUUCACUGUUUAACUUUCCAUAAAUAUUUGCUGGUAUUUAACAGUGCAAAUUAUUUAUACUAGAUGCUUUCAGCACAUCUAAUAUUUUUACAAGGGUGACGCACAAACCAUUCGAGUGCAUAGUUAAUGAGAACAGAGUUCUAGUGUUGUGUACAUGUGUCGUUUUCACAGAUUCUAUUCAUAUACAUUAAAUGCAGUGAUUGAGAA
Molecule: messenger RNA, 3111 nt
Organism: Polyodon spathula (Mississippi paddlefish)
Lineage: Eukaryota; Metazoa; Chordata; Actinopteri; Acipenseriformes; Polyodontidae
Product: WD repeat and SOCS box-containing protein 2-like
Exons: 9
Coding region: 164-1495 (443 amino acids)
Biological process (GO): intracellular signal transduction
Molecular function (GO): protein binding
Source: RefSeq, a predicted model, not a curated record